This is a messenger RNA of Anoplopoma fimbria (sablefish), 2286 nucleotides long. RefSeq names its product eukaryotic translation initiation factor 4E type 3-like. Gene Ontology annotation, molecular function: translation initiation factor activity; RNA 7-methylguanosine cap binding. Bases 171 to 854 code for a protein of 227 amino acids. NCBI's taxonomy places the organism in Eukaryota, Metazoa, Chordata, Actinopteri, Perciformes, Anoplopomatidae. Gene Ontology annotation, cellular component: eukaryotic translation initiation factor 4F complex. The record is from RefSeq and is a predicted model, not a curated record. The transcript is spliced from 7 exons. Gene Ontology annotation, biological process: translational initiation.
CCCAGUGACGCAGAGACGUCACCAGUCGGUAGGCGGAAAAAGCGGUAGUGUGUGUGUGUGUGUGUGUGUGUGUGUGUGUCUCGGUAUCUGGAGGAAAAAGCCAGACCGAGUGCCUUUAUUAACUAGAUUCACACAGCAGAUAUAAGAAGGUCAGCUCUGUGUCUGCUGUAAUGGCGGUUCCCGCGGGUCAGACGGAUCUCCAGAGGGACAGAGGAGCCCUGAGCGGACAGACUGUUCCCCCCGAAAACAACAUUGACAUCGACGAGAAAGAGUUGGAGAAUAUCACAAAGAAACACCGAGAAGACGAGGCGACGACGCUGCCUUUGCAUUCACCUUGGACCUUUUGGCUGGACAGGUCAUUACCAGGCACGACCGCUGCAGAAUGCGAAUCCAAUCUGAAGAAGAUCUACACCGUGCAAAGUGUUCAGAUGUUCUGGGGUGUAUACAACAACAUCCCUCCAGCCACAGCACUGCCUCUGAGAUGUAGCUAUCACUUAAUGCGCGGAGAACGGAGGCCACUGUGGGAGGAAGAAAGCAACGCAAAAGGAGGCGUAUGGAAGAUGAAAAUACCAAAAGAAAGCACUUCUGCGGUUUGGAAAGAAUUGUUACUUGCUACCAUUGGGGAGCAGUUUGCAGAUUACUGUGCCUCAGACGAUGAGGUCGUUGGUGUCAGCGUUAGCGUUCGGGAUCGGGAGGAUGUUGUACAAGUCUGGAACAGCGACGCUACGCUUGCUGGUGAAGCAAAUAUCUUGGGGAAAGUCCGUGAGCUCCUCCCGCACAUAUCUUUUAAAGCUGUUUUUUAUAAGUCUCACAUGGAACAUCAUGCCUUUGAAGGAGGACGCUCAAGACAUUAAAUGACCGUAAAGCACUUUUUAUUUUUUUUUCUAAUAAUUUCACCCUGAACUCUGUACCCGCCUUGACGUAAAAGUCGCUGUCCACGACCUAAUCAAGGAUAUUGUUUUGCAUUCAACGCGGAAAUUGUGAUCAAUAUAUUUUUAUAACUUUUAAUGGCCAUUGUUUCAUUUUGAUGUGGCUCCUCAAAGCGCUGAACUCCUCAGAGAGCGUUUAUCCAGCAUAAAUCCCAUCAGGAGUUCAUUAGCUCAUGUUGUUUUUUUGUUUUUUUUAACUUCCUCCUACAUAUACUGAACUGCACUGUCACGGUCCUGUUCUCUGCACGGCCCCACGGACCUCCACAAUAUAUUCCUGGUAUAGAGGUUAGCACCUACAAAAUGACUGUGUGUUUUAACUGUUUGUAAGAUAUCUCAAUUCAUAUUGGGUUUUUAAUUAAGUCCGCUUUAGUCAGUGCCAAAGCCCCUUUUCUGCCGUUUAAGUUUCUAGCCUGUGAGGGUUUUGUCCACUUCUGAGGAUGGAGCGAAUGUCCCAUUUGUUGUUUUUUUUUUUUGAGACUUCAUCAGCCGUACCAUCAAAUUAAAAUCAGGGUAACACUUGGAAAUAUUGCACAUGACUACCUAUUCCAAUCCCAGUGUCCCUCAGUUGUAAAGCCAUCGUAGGGAAUCAGAACAUAUGCCAGCGCAGACAUAUGGCCCUCAAGCUCUAGUGAGAGAGGAAGACCCGUCCUGAAAGGUGCCUCUUUGAAUGUUCUCUGCCACGCCGCAUUGGACGUUUCUUUUCCUACGCGUGUUGAAAGUAGACCCUCUGCUCUCCUAAGCGGGGUCACGGAUUGUUCAGCGUAUUACUCUUAAGAGAUACUGCACAUUUUUGUGCUCCGUGGUACUCGUCCGUACUUGUUUCCCUUACCAAUAUAACUGGACUGUUUUUUGUUUUUUCUUAAAACACACAAAGGGGAGCAUUGUUUGUUUAAAGGAAACAAGAUAAGAGCACGCUAAUUACAUAACUAGCAUAAUGUGUGGAUACAAUAUGUUAACAUCUUAUCGUUAAGAAAAUGUCCAAUAUGACAGAUGUGACUAGUUCCAGUAGUCACUGAGGUUUUUUUUUUCUACUGCUGCUUCAAAGACAACAACACACUUUAAACUAGAAGACACUGACUUCACCUAUUUGAGAAUGUCCAUAAUGAUAAAUAGCAUCACUGUUAAUAGAGAAAGAAGAUAUUUUUCUAUCUAGCGCCCUUUUUACAAACAAAUCACCCAGAUGGAGUUUCCUUCACUAACGGUUGUACAAUUGCAGUGUAGGCUACAGGUAUUAUUAUGUCACACCACUUUUAUAGUUCUACUUUGGACUGGUCGAUGCGUUAGUUUUAAGGGGACAAUAUUUCCUUUGUAAACAUGGUUUUAGCAGUGACACGGACAAAGUGAAUAAAAUGGAAAU